AUGGCAAGUUUGCUCUACGUGGCAUGGGUGCUGCUCUUGCCGCUGCCGGCCGCUUCUGACUUGUGCCUGGCGUCAGGCAUUGGCAACGAAAGCCGUGCAUAUAUACAGGACGAGCACGGAGAGGAUCUCCCGAUAGGCCUCUUCGUUUACCUCCGUUCCUCUUCCAAAGUGAUGUCGCGCAUUGCUGGCAUCUUGAUUUCCGAGAAGCUGGGCUACCAUGUGGAGUACGAGUAUCUCAACCGGUCGUCGUUUGAAGGAUCAUACUGGCUGUCAUGCCAGGAUGUCAAUCACAGUGCCCAGGGGACUUCUCAGUGCAUCCCUGGUGAGAACCGAGUUCACAUAGCUUUGGACACAGGAUUUGGCCCCAUGCCCUACGAAAGGGCCUUUCUCCGACCCUUCCGGGAGCUGGAGGAGUGCUGCCAGCGAAGUCCAAGAGAUCUGGGCUCCAAUGGGUUUCGAAGCCGAGAGCACAUCUACAUGAAACGCUCGCAGCUCGAUGCGGCCCGCGAGGAUGGCCUCAUCCUGAAUCUGCACGGCAGCUACAACACCUCGCAUCACGAUGCGAGGAAAUACUUCGAUGGACUUGAUUCGCUGAAUUUCAGCGACUUCGACACCUGCAACCGCUCCUUGAAUACUUGGCUACCCUCAAGCGAGGAGCUUGAGAACUACAUCAAUUGGACUGGGGACACAGAUGGAGUCACACAGGAUGCAGACGGAACCCACACGAUUCGGUGCCCCGACGGGCAUUUCUGGAUCGCACCGGCGUGCCGGCACAAUGUGACAAGCUGCAUUGCCACGGUCACCUUUUCAGGCUCCCUUUUGCUCUCCAUGAUGCAUUGGUCUGCUUAUCAUGCCUUGCCCUUGGCCCUGGGAAGCUACGUCGAUGUCUACGACUUCUUCGCGAAGAUGAAGGAGGGGAAGACACUGUUCUACUGGUGGGAACCAGAGAACUACCGGUUUGACGUAGACAAGGUGCCUCUGCUCUUGCCUAUGUAUAAUGCCAGUGAGUGGGCCAUGGAGAAGCGGAGGACGGAGCAGCCCCCGGGGUAUGUGGGGAAGCUGGUCAGCGCGAACCUCCAGACCAAGGCAUCCAGAGUCCACACCUUGAUCGAGAGGUUUGCACUUGACAUUCGGAUGUUGGAGGAGCUGAACCAACGCCUGGCUGAGGGCGGAAUCUCGCCCGGUGAUGGUCCCGGGGAAGGAAGCUCCGUGAUCCAUCGUGCGGCCUGCGAUUGGGUGCGAUCCAGCGAGUCUUUGUGGAGGACAUGGAUUCCCACGACGUGCGACGCGGGGUCCGGUCUUGCUGAUGUAGGUGGCCAAUUUCUUCUGAGUCGUGGCGACGAUGCAGUCGGUUGCAGCGUAUGUUCGUCUGGUCGCUUCUCGGAACCCCUUUUGGACGACGAGGGCUUCACGUACCGCUGUGCCACGUGUCGCCCGGGCACUUACCAGGAGUUUGCGAACCAAAUUGGCUGCACUCUCUGUGCCUUGGGUCGCGUCGCCAAUCAGGCGGGCGCCACGGAAUGCGGCCUUUGUCCGCUGGGCACGUUUGCAGACCAGGAAGGUCUCACGGCCUGCGACAGCUGCGGGGACGAUAGCUGGACUACGAAGGAGCUGGUGGCGAGCCAUUUGGACGAGGGCAGCAAGGGCGACGGUGCUCGCCGGUGGAUCGAAGUGCGUGGGGCCACCUCCAAGGACGUCUGCGCAUGCACAGAAGGCCGCCACUUCUGGCAAGGCCAAUGCGAGUUGUGCCUGGAGGGCGCGACUUGUCUUGGACCUACGAACCUCACGCUCAACCCGGGCUUCUUCGCUUUCCCCGGGGAUCCCGGCAACGUUUUCCGCUGCUUCGGCAACUCGCAACGCUGCCCGGGUGGCCUUCCCGGCAGCUGCGCGGCAGGCCGCGACAACCGGAGCCUGGCAUGUGCUCAGUGCCUGCCGGGAUUCCAGCCGCAAGAGGACGGCCAGUGCCGCGAAUGCGCUGCAGCGGACUUUGCCAUCGUCGUUGGCCUUUGCCUGCUGGGGGUUUUGAUUGUGGGCUGUCUGCAUGCUUCUCUAAUCGCAGAGGGGCAGUCAGCCGGCCAUGGCAGGCAGCAUGGGAGCCUGCUGAAUGUGGCAUUGGGCUUCAACCAACUGGUGACCUUGGCUCAGGUGUUUGGCAUCAUGCGAAGGUUGCGGAUUCCGUGGGAGGAGCCUUUUUCGCUCUUGUUGAGGGCGUCGGAGUACCUGUCCUUGGAUGCGCUGGUGUAUUCAUUCAGCUCCGUUCAAUGCGUUCUCCCGACGUCGGCUGUGCAAGAGUACUUGACGGCCGCAUCACUGCUUCCACUGGUCUUCAUUUGUUCUCUGCUGCUUGUGCACUUUGCCUACGUUUGCUGGAAAAGAAGUGGGUUGCGCCUGGAUUUGCUGGGGAAGACCUUCGGCUCGUUCUGCAUGCUCUUCCUGAUUUCAAUCCUGUCGUCAAUUCUUGAGCCCUUCUAUUGCAACUUACAUCCGAAUGGAAACAGGACCAUGCAAUCCCGGAAUGACGUGCUCUGUGAUUUCCGUGGUGAGCACCUGGAGAUAUGUAUGGUCGCCUUUGUCAUUUGUCAAGUUCCGAUCGCCUUCUUCGCUACCUGUGUUCGGAUUCUUUUUUUCGAUCUCCCGAAACGCAUUCAAAGGGCCGACGUCUACUUUGUGAAUGCUUGUUCCUUCCUGAUUCUGCGAUACCGCCCGGGGGUGGAGGUCUUCGCGGUUGUUGUCUUGAUCCGGAACGUCCUCGUGACGCUGUCUCCUCUGAUUGCAUCCCUGGCCGGCAGUUUGCUUGUGCUCUGCACGGCCCUGUACAGCACUUUGGGUGGGGCGGCGUUUUGGAAGCCGUGGCGGACGAAGCUAGCCACGUACACGGAUCUGGCGAUGCAUGCCGGCUUGCUGUUGGUCUUGGACAUGGGCAAGUUCUAUGCUCCCACAGUAGACGAUGGCUACACUUUGAUGACCAUUUGUCUCGUGGCCAGCUGUUUCAUGCUGGUUUGGGGCGUCUUGGUUGUGGUGUCGGCCGCGUGGCGCCGCUGCUCAAGGCAACGGCGCUUCCGCUUCGCCCUCAGCCACCACACGCCCGAGGCGGGGACGUUGGCACGUUUGCUAAAGCUCGAGCUGCAGCAAAGGCACAAUUUGCGGACCUUUAUCGGCUCUGACGAUCUGGCGGAUCUGACGCAACAUCUCUCCUGCAUCGCCCAGGAUGUCGACACACUGGUGGUCGUGGCAGGCCGCGACUUCUUGCUGCAGAGGUGGUGUGUGGGUGAGGUGGUGACAGCAAAGGCCCACAGUGUUGAGGUUGUGCUUCUUGCUUUACCCGGUUUCGUCAUGCCUGAUCGGCAGUUCAUCGAAGCUUACGAGACUUUCGUGCCGCGUCUGAAGGAGCUGGCCGUCCAUGCAAUAGCUCUGGAGCAGAUUCAAGACACACUCACGUGGCUGAAUUCUGUGGAGCGCUUGGACAUGGUUGACUGCGACCCGCAGAUGCUCGCAGGCACAGUCGGGUGGCUGGUCGGCGAUAUCAGUACUACGAAUCGCUCCUCGGUCGUGGAAGCCAGACGUUCCACAAGCGUUGAGCGGACCACUUACCUCGUCCUAGCGGACACGACGCACAUGGAGGCACAGGCCGCGGCCUAUGCCCUCGACAUGGUGCUAGGUGCGAAGAUGUUGGAGCUGUCCUUCAAGGGAUCGCUACAUGUCAUGCGACCGGGGGAUACAGCCGACUUUAUGUCUGUCUCGGGCACCGCGCAGGCGUUGCUGCUCUGCACAGCGGGGUGUCUGGAGGUCCCGCAGGUGGCUCUCUGGCUCCUACAGCUGGGCCGCCUCCACUCCAGCUUCGUCCUGCCAGUUGUCGCAGAGGACUCCUUUCAGAUCCCUGCCCUCGAUUACAGCAAGCUGGCGGGCAGUUCCCUCUCCGACGGAUCGGAUGGCUUGGACGUAAAUCUCUACACCAAGGUGCUGGAGGCUGUCUUCCACGAGAUCUCGGUGCCCUUCAUGCCCAGGAGCUCCAACGAAAGGCAGCUGGACCUUCAGGCGAAGAUCAUCGUCGAGCGCCUCGUGGCGCAGGGCCGGGAGCCGCUCCAGACAAGACCUUCCAUGACCGUCUGCCCAGGUGCGGGCGUGGAAGGCUCUCCGAUGGUCGAUUUGUCCUUCACUGACGGCUCCGACUCUACAGUCGAGAUCUAA
Molecule: messenger RNA, 4188 nt
Organism: Symbiodinium sp. CCMP2592
Lineage: Eukaryota; Dinophyceae; Suessiales; Symbiodiniaceae
Source: the annotation of a GenBank genome assembly